AUGCAGUACGUCAGGAGUCUCGGCGACUCUGUCUCUACCGCGUGGAACUCCAUCAACCCUGCGACUCUCAGCGGUGCCAUCGACGUGAUAGUCGUUGAGCAGGAAGAUGGAACCCUUGCAUGCUCUCCCUUUCACAAGGUCGAAUUCAGGGUCAAUGGCGUCAAGCAGGACUAUGCCAUGAAGCUGGGCGACGGAGGCGAGGCCUUCUUCGUCUUCGAAACCACAGACACCAUUCCCCAGAGCAUGCAGACGUCGCCCAUCGUGUCGCCCGCCUCCAGCCCUCCGCUUAAUGCCGAGCAGUCAGGGCCGCUACAGGAACCAGAAUUGCUCGAUCUGAACUCGGUAGAAGGCAAGACCCGUUCAUCGAGCUUCAACCACAGGCCACCUCCUGCAGCUCUGCUAGCACGAGACGGGUUACUCACACCUCGUUCCGUAUCACCAGACCCUAUCAAGGGUGAAUGGUCCCCGUUUCGCCCACAUAGCGAUGGACUUCUUCGGCAGUCAGCUCGAAGAAUGCCAAGCGAUGGCAGCACUCAUGAAGGUUCAGAAGAAGGCGAUAGCCACACCGAAAGAUCCCGUAGCCCGCCGCCGCUUACACCACCCGAAGCUCUUCAGAGGGCAAUGAACCUCUCGCGAGAGCUUGCCGCCGCCAACAUCCCUAACCACAUCAGCGAGACCGGAGAUCUCAUGUUGGAUAUGGCGGCGUUCAAGAAUAAUGAAGAAGAUGCCUUCCGGGCCGAGAUUCUUGCGCGCAAGAUUCUCACGGAGGAGCUUGAUGGCAACUACGACAUCGGCGCACUCUUCGGUGUUGACGAGCAUGGAAACCUUUGGAUCUACAGCAGCAUUGCGGCGAAGGAGGCUGCCAUGAAGAGGACGAUGGACCCCCUACGCUCUGCGUCCCAUAUGGGCAACAUCGAUGCUGCUUCCGAUCCUGGCUACCAGAGCGACGCUAGCGACACCUCAGCCGCCACGACUCUACCGAGUCACAGGAGAGCUGACUCUGAUGUCGGCCAGAUGACCCUGCAGACGCCCCCAAGCUCUCCCGGCACUUCGGCAGCGGGUGACCCCAAUAGAAACUACGCAAAGACCUUGCGCUUGACUAGCGACCAGUUGAAGGCUUUGAACCUGAAGCCCGGCGAGAACUCGAUGAGCUUCACCGUUAACAAGGCUACCUGCCAGGCUUACAUGUUCUUGUGGAAGCACGAGGUGCCCGUGGUCAUCUCGGAUAUCGAUGGAACCAUCACAAAGUCAGAUGCACUUGGCCAUGUGCUGAACAUGAUCGGGCGCGACUGGACGCAUGCUGGCGUAGCCAAGCUAUAUACUGAUAUUGUAGCCAACGGGUACAACAUCAUGUAUCUGACAAGUCGAUCCGUCGGUCAGGCCGACACGACACGAACAUACCUAGCAGGUAUUGUCCAAGACGGGUACCGUCUCCCACGCGGACCUACGAUUCUAUCACCCGAUCGAACCAUGGCGGCUCUCCGCCGUGAAAUAUACCUCCGCAAACCCCAUAUCUUCAAGAUGUCCACGCUUCGUGACAUCAAAAACCUUUACGGGCCCGAUCGUACACCCUUCUACGCCGGAUUCGGCAACCGUUUUACGGACCAGAUCUCGUACCGCACUGUCGACGUGCCUCGCAACCGCAUCUUCACCAUCAACUCCAACGCCGAGGUGUCGCUCGAUCUGCUCAGUCUCAACAAGCUCAAGCUCAGCUACGUCAACAUGACCGAGGUUGUCGACCACUACUUCCCGCCUGUAACCACGCUUAUCAAGGGCGGUGGUGAGGAUUACACGGAUUUCAAGUAUUGGCGUGACCAGCCCCUGGAUCUCGACGAGUUCUCUGCCAGUGAUACUGAGGAUGAGGGCAGUGGUAGCCGAAAGAUAACUGCUCCAGCUGUUGUCGAUGAUCACGAAAGUGAGUACGAGGAUGACGACGACGAGGAGGUUGGUGAUGGUCUUGUGGACAGUUACAUCUCCAGGGACUCGGUGGAUGAUUACGAGGAGGGAAGUGUGGCGAGCGAGGACGAGGAUUACGAUGGAGAGUAUGACGGAGAGGACGAUGAGGAGGUGGAAGAAGAAGAAUAUGAUGAGGAAAGCGCGCACGAUCAUAUGGCCGAUUCGGCUAUGAUGGACAGCGUGUAUGUGGAUGCGGAUGCUCAUGGUGAGAUUGCUGGGGAAGAGGAAGUUGAGGGAGCAGAGGAGGCUGAUGAUGUUCAGGAGAAGGAGAUGGUCAACGAGGAAGAACAAGACGAUGGAGGGCUCGGCGCCGAGGAAGAGGAAGGACUCAGACGGGCCGCUGCCGACCUCGAGCAGGCAAUGAAGGAGCAGAAGAAGAGGGAGCCAAGCAACGCCCAGCUGCAAGUGCCCGUCGAGCAGUCUAAGGACAGGUCAAGCUCGGCUUCGCCCAAGGUGGUUGAGCCGGAUGCGGAUGCUGAGAUGAUCACUGGGAUUAAGGAUCUUAGUGUCGAGAAGGAGGUCAGCAGCUCGAACUAA
Messenger RNA from Sordaria macrospora k-hell, 2493 nucleotides. Lineage: Eukaryota; Fungi; Ascomycota; Sordariomycetes; Sordariales; Sordariaceae. The record is from RefSeq and is a predicted model, not a curated record.